UGCAACACAUAUCAUCAGGCAGGGCAUAUCAAGCGAAUCACGUCUUCUUUCCUCGCGAGAAGCUUUCGCGAGCUUCGCGAUGGGCGCCGACCUCGUCUCCAAGCUGCGCGCCGUGCUCCUCCACCACCAGGUUCGUCUCGAUCCAGUGCCGCAGCGCCAGCACGUCGAGGAUCCCAACGAUCCCACGCUCGCCUACAUUUCCCGGAUGCUCCUGGACGACGAGGAGGAGCCGCCGCUGAUGAUCCAGCUCCAGGAUCCCUAUAAGAAUCUCAUCGCGGAGCUCGGCGCCCUGGUCUCGGCGGGCCGUGGGGAUUCCAAGCGUCGAAACAUUUCGCUGCUGCCGCCGCCGCCGCCGCCGCCGCCGCCGCCACUCGACGGUCAAGGUUUCCAAGAAUCCAGGACGAAUCUCUUCAAAUCGAUGCUCCUGGAGGCGGCUCGAGCAGUGGCUGGGAAUCACGGCGCCGACGUCUACAGGAUCAUCAGCGAGGUGAGGAGCCUGGCAUCGCCAGGGGGCAGCAGUGAAGAACGCACGGCCUUGUUCUUCGCGGAUGCCCUGAUUGCGCGCUUCACAGGGUUUGGGCCACAGGUAUACAGUGCCAUGGUGAAGGGGAUCCGAGAGAGGCACUCUGUCCACGUCCGGCUGCUCAAUCUCCCAUCCUUCAGGGUCACCCAGCGAUUUGCCGCUUGCAACAUCUUCAACGUUUGCCAGGACGCGAAGAGAAUUCACAUCGUCGACUAUGGGAUCCAGUAUGGCUGCCAGUGGCCUCACGUCAUCAAGGCGCUCUCGCAGCGCCCGCAAGGCCCCCCGGCGAUGAAGAUCACCGGGAUCGACCUUCCUCGCGUGGACGUCAAGGAGACGGGGAGAAACCUCGUCGAGUUUGCCAAGAGCUGUGGAGUCUCGCUCGACUUCGACGCGAUCACGAGCACGUCCUGGGAAUUGGUCCAGCCCAAGACGCACGUCGAGGACUUGCUCAUCGUGAAUUGCAACCUCCGCCUCCGGCAUUUGCGAGAAGAUGGCAGCGUCGGGAACAAUCCGCGGAAGCUCUUCUUCGAAAGAGUUUACAGCCUCAAACCGGACCUGUUCAUACAGUGCGUGUUGGAUGCCACCUCCAACUUGAGCUCUCCUUUCUUCAUCCAACGUUUCGAGGGGGCGCUCGAUACGCUUUUCACGAGGAUGGAGCUGUUCGAGACGCUGCUCCUGCAAGAGGACAUGCCGGAGGAGUAUGAUUUCAUGGGGAACAUCAUUGCAAAGGUGAUCAUGGACGUGGUGGCUCUGGAGGGCGUUGAAAGGAUUGAGCGGGCAAAUUCUUACAGGAGCUGGGACUCGAGGGCUAGAAGAGCUGGAUUUGAGCUGCUGCCGGUUCGACCGGAAACGAUCGAGGUGGUGAAGGACGUGUGGUGCAGCAGCAGCAAGCUAAACAACAACUUCAAGCUGGGCGUGGAUGGGCACUGGCUGCUGCUCGGAUGGAAGGAGAGUAUCGUCUUUGCGAUGAGCGCCUGGAGGACGAGCAAGUAGAAACUCUGUAGACACGGAGAUUGGAGCUACAAGGGCUGCAGCGGAAACAAUCUCCACUUGCGGUGGUUGCCAACUUUGUGCUCUUCUGCGGCUUGCUCGAGCAUAGAGACGAUGAAGAGCUCCGCGUUGUCGGACAAUGCCCUCUCGGAGCUCUCACCAAGACCAGGGACAGUGACAACGAUCCCACGACGCCGCAGGAUCACUCCAAAGUUCAGCUUUUGGUCAAGAACACGGCUGCUAGAUUCUCCGCCCAUGACUCCCGCGAUCCGGAACCAGAUCACUUCCGAGAGGUUCUUGCUGCCGCGUUCUCAAAGUCGAUUGCGUGUGCUCGUUGUUAUCUUGGGGUAUCUGCCUUGAUCUUUCUGACGGAGUCAACUACUUUGAAUACGGCUUGCAGAAGGAUGGAUUGGGACGAGAGGACAGUGCAGUCUCCAAGUUUUGCUUUCUAUGACAAUCAGGGAAAAGGCUGUUUGGUGUGAUCGUAGUGUUUACUCAUUGGCUUUAUUUCAUGGAUGUUGAAGGUUUUUAAGUAAUAUUGGGCUCCACCAGCUAAAUGAUUCACUCCAAUAAAUUAAUUACCUUAA
Messenger RNA from Selaginella moellendorffii, 2100 nucleotides. Its product is annotated as scarecrow-like protein 34. The transcript has 2 exons. The record is from RefSeq and is a predicted model, not a curated record. Gene Ontology annotation, molecular function: sequence-specific DNA binding; DNA-binding transcription factor activity. Gene Ontology annotation, cellular component: nucleus. Gene Ontology annotation, biological process: regulation of DNA-templated transcription. Bases 80 to 1516 code for a protein of 478 amino acids. Lineage: Eukaryota; Viridiplantae; Streptophyta; Lycopodiopsida; Selaginellales; Selaginellaceae.